CCGUUAUUCAGGGAGCCGUUGCAAUCUCCCUCAUUUUUUCUUCCUUUUUCGUCAUCUUUCUCAAGUCUCAAUUGUUCUUUCUUUUUCAUCCUUUUUUUCCAAACUGAAAACUGCCUAAUAAAAUCCAAUUUUUCCCCAAAAAUAAAACCUACCCAUUUAAAUUCCCAUUUUUCUCACUUACAAAAAAGUUAAAAACCCUUAAAAAAGGAUUUUUUUUUCCUUCCUUUUUUUGGUUUUCUUCAAUGGAAUCCAGUGUAACGGCACCCCACCUCAGUGUGCGUCAAGUUCUUGAUUUCAUUCAAUCAGAUGACUUAGAUUUGAAGAUCAAAGCUGCCCAAGAGAUCAGACGGCUCACAAAGACUUCUAAACGUUGUCGUCGUCAGCUUUCCUCUGCUAUUCCUCAGCUCGUUUCUAUGCUCAGAAAUGACUCACUUGUUUCUACUGAAUCUUCUCUUCUUGCCCUUCUUAAUCUUGCUGUAAAAGAUGAAAAGAACAAGAUAAGCAUUGUAGCAGCUGGUGCCUUGGAUCCCAUAAUCAGUUUUCUCCGAUCAAAGAACACGAGCCUUCAAGAAUAUGCCACUGCCUCGUUGCUAACACUCUCGGCAUCUUCACUAAACAAGCCAACUAUUACCUCUUUUGGGGCGAUCCCUCUUCUAGUUGAUAUUCUAGAACGAGGCAUGCCUCAAGCCAAAAUCGAUUCUGUCAUGGCACUUUACAACCUCUCCACCCACUCGAACAACAUUACGCUGAUCCUCAAGACAAACCCCGUUCCGCUCAUUGUUGACUUGCUCAAAACGUGCAAGAAAUCUUCAAAAACAGCUGAAAAAUGCACCGCCCUUUUAGAAUCACUUAUGAACUUCGACGAGGGUAGGAAAGCUUUAGUGUCGAAAAAAGGGGGUGUACUUGCUGUGGUGGAGGUUCUCGAGAGUGGAUCCCUACAAAGUCGAGAACAUGCUGUUGGGUUACUGUUAACAAUGUGUGAGAUCAAUCGGGGCAAGUAUCGAGACCCAAUACUUAAAGAAGGUGUUAUACCAGGUUUACUCGAGCUUACAGUUCAAGGAACUUCAAAGUCACAAAAUAAAGCUCAUACGUUGCUUAGGCUACUAAGAAAUUCUCCUUACCCAAGGUCGGAAUUGCAACCCGACACUUUGCAGAAUAUCGUAUGCAACCUUAUCUCACAAAUAGAUAACGAAGAACAAUCGGGGAAAGCUAAGAAAAUGCUAGCCGAGAUGGUUCAAGUGAGUAUGGAGCAAAGCUUACGACAUUUGCAGCAAAGGGCUCUGGUAUGCACCCCAUCCGACCUUCCUAUUACCAAUUGUGCCUCUCAAGUUCCUUCCAAGUGAUGAUCAUAUGUUAAUAUAAUUUGACCCGAAACUCGGCGAAUAAGAUAUUUCUGCUAGUGUGCAUACAAUGAGAUAUGCCAUGCCAGUCCAGACCAUUGUGAAUGGUAUCAGGUGACUGGUGGGGAAUAAAAAUAGGAUAAAAAUUCUCUAGUUUGUAAAGAAAACUGUAUUAAAUCUUGCAAAAAACUAAAUUUUAAUGAAGAUACUUGCUUAGUUCCACA
Messenger RNA from Amaranthus tricolor (Joseph's coat), 1564 nucleotides. Its product is annotated as U-box domain-containing protein 2-like. The record is from RefSeq and is a predicted model, not a curated record. Lineage: Eukaryota; Viridiplantae; Streptophyta; Magnoliopsida; Caryophyllales; Amaranthaceae. The coding region runs from base 243 to 1343 and encodes 366 amino acids. Gene Ontology annotation, molecular function: protein binding. Gene Ontology annotation, cellular component: nucleus; cytoplasm. The transcript is spliced from 2 exons.